Molecule: messenger RNA, 1578 nt
Organism: Lentinula edodes (shiitake mushroom)
Lineage: Eukaryota; Fungi; Basidiomycota; Agaricomycetes; Agaricales; Omphalotaceae
Product: cytochrome P450
Exons: 11
Coding region: 1-1578 (525 amino acids)
Molecular function (GO): monooxygenase activity; iron ion binding; heme binding
Source: RefSeq, a predicted model, not a curated record
AUGCCAUCCUCGACUACCUGGUUCAUAUUUGGUAUAACGUUAGUAUUCCUCACCGUUACUCGCUGCAUCGCUGAUGGCAAGUUGAGGAAGUCAAAGUACAAGAACAUAAUAUUUGUCGGGCCAACAGGGAUUGGAACUGUGAUUGGGUUUUUUCAGCUUCUACUCGGAACCCGCGACUUUAUUCAGGAAGGCUACGAUCAGCACUAUGGAAAGUUGUUCGCAAUUCCUACUCUGUUCCAGAUGACAAUUGUUGUCUCCGGUCAUGAUCUCAUCGAGGACAUCCGGAAAGCGAGCGACGAUCAAUUGUCUUUAUAUGGCUCUAUCAAAGAGGGUAUGCAAACUGACUACACGAUGGAGCCGCACAUUCUCGAGAACCCUUAUCACUUUCGAUUUAUCCAUCUCUCCCUAACACGCGAUCUUGGAGGUCGUUUUCCUGAACUCAAGGAAGAGGUCAUUGCAGCUUUCUCAGAGCUUGUGCCUCCAACUGAUGGUGAGGAAUUUAUUCUUAUCCUUCGAGAUUUUUCAUCUAACAAGUCAAGAGACUGGACCACCUUUCCGGCUUGGCUUACUGGAAAACUUGUGGUCCUCAGAGUCGUCAACAGAUUAUUCGUUGGUCCUUCACUUUGCAACAAUUCAGACUACAAUGAAAUCAACGACGCAUACUCAGAUGCUCUUGUUAAAACUGCUCUGAUCAUAGGUUUCACACCUGGUUUCCUCAAGCCAAUUGUCUCCAGACUUCUUGAUGUCUAUAUUCCCAAAACUUUGCGGCGUGCAAUGAAACAUAUUUCUCCUCUUGUCGAAGAACGCCUUGAGAAAGAAAAAUUGUUCGGCGCCGAUUGGGCUGGAAAAUCAAAUGAUCUUCUCAGUUGGCUGAUUGAGAAAACGCCGGAAAGCGAUAAAUUAUCUGUGACUACGAUUAAGGCAAUCACAAUCAGACUGUUAGCGACUAUGUUUGCGGCGUAUCGCCCAGCAUCUAUGGCUUUGACACAAGCGCUAUUUGACCUGGCUACAUUUCCAGUAUAUAUUCCGGAGCUACGAGCUGAAGUAGAAUCGAUUGUCAAAGAGGAAGGUAUAUCCAAGGAUUCCAUUGGCAAGAUGUAUAAGCUCGAUAGCUUUAUCAAGGAGUCUCUACGCCUACGGGCAGGUGGAAAAGCGAGCAUGCCCCGCAAGGUUCUGAAGGAUUUCACGUUCUCCAAUGGGACGACUGUCUUCGCAGGGAGCUCUAUUAUUGCCCCUGGCUAUGCGAUACACCACGAUGCUAGGCACUAUUCCAAUCCAGCUGAUUUUGACGGGUUCAGAUUUGCUCGACUGAGGGAAGAACAAGAUGACCCUGUUCGAUACCAAAUGGUAUCCGUGGGUCCUACUUUCAUGAUGUUUGGUAAUGGAAGGCAUGCUUGUCCUGGCCGCUUUCUAGUAUCAGCGCUGUUGAAGACCAUGCUCGCUCACGUCUUGAUGACAUACGACAUCAAGCUGGAACAUAACGGUAGACGACCCACGGAUAAGUGGUAUACUUUUUCACCCGCUCCAAACCAGACUGCUGGAUUAUUGUUCCGUAGACGAUCAGCACCUAGUUGCUAA